Molecule: messenger RNA, 1249 nt
Organism: Fomitopsis serialis
Lineage: Eukaryota; Fungi; Basidiomycota; Agaricomycetes; Polyporales; Fomitopsidaceae
Exons: 3
Coding region: 56-1171 (371 amino acids)
Source: RefSeq, a predicted model, not a curated record
GUCUCUCCGACGUUCAAUUUCUUGAACCCCUCCAUCCUCUGCGAACGAUAGCAUCAUGCCAGGCCCACGAAACAUGAAAAAGAAGGCCAAGCAGCAGGCCAAGAAGGCGAGAUAUUCGCAGGGCGAGAGACCGCUUGACGACGAGCAGGACGCGUCCUCCAAAUCUCCUGCACCGGUCGCCUGUGCCGACGAACACGACGCGCUGUGUGCUACAGGCAACACUCAGCUUGUGACGGAAGGAGCAUACCAAUACAAUCAGCCAAUAGCUGCGAAUGCUCUACCACCCGACCAUCCCUACUACCCUGCCGAAGCAUACCCUAAUCCUUAUUCCGCGCCAGACCCUUACGAGGAGCCACCACCGCCCAAUGUCCCCGAAGACCACGAGCGAAUCCAUCCAUCGCUUGUUAACGAGCCGUUCAUCUACGAUCCGGGGAACGGUCCCCGUGUCCGCAAUGUACACGCGUUUCUUGAUUCUACCUUUGCCUCACCACCUUCUCUGGACGAUCCCCUGUGUGCCGAAUUUGCACAGGAAGAAAUGUUGGAGAUGUUGUGCUCUGUUCUGCCCGAGGAAACGGCUCUGAUAUUGUGGUAUAACAAGAGUCGACAAGUUGCGAGGGUCUGUCCCGCAUGUCAGCGGCUAUACCACCUGGGUGAUGUCUUGCCAGAACAUCUGCUGGACGAGAACUCAAUACCCAAGCCUCACGAACCGAUCGCCCCCAACCUAUUUCGCGAGCAGGAGCUGAGCGGUCUCUGCUCUCCCAUGUGCUUUGUCCUUGCGGCCUUCAACUACCCCGGCGUGAUUCGCUCCGCCUGGGGCCGCAUGGCCGAAGAACUCGACGCCGAGACGUGGGACCUCCUCGACGGCCCCGGGAUGUCUGCAGUGCAGAAUGACCGGGGACUCGGCAUGUUGCUCAAGAUGACGCGGUGUACGGACCUCGGACUGGGCGAGAUGUUCUUCCCCGACGAGGAGCUUGUUGUUGAGGAAGACUAUGGUAAUGAGGGCUACGAAGAAUACUCGGACGAAGAGGAUUACGGACUAGAGGUGUCGUUAAGCGAUUCAGAGAGGCUGGUCGGGACAGCGAGAUGGGACCGCGGUUCGGACGAGACUCAGCACCAGCUUGAGGAGGACGGACUGCUACGGAGUAUGAACGUGCUGAGUUUGACAGCCUGAUUUUACUUUGUUACGAUGCUCAUCUAUACAUUGUACGUGACUGCCCGCCGUCUCGAGUGUCCCAACAUCUGCUUCAGG